AUGGAGUGCGAGGACGUCAAAAGACUGAUUGGUGGGCUUGUUGAGAACCCGACACAACUGUUUCCAUCAGUGCAGAAGGACGUGCAAACGAAAAUACGAGAGGCGAUGAAAUUCAUAUUGAAGUACUAUAAUAUUGAAGGUGUGAUAAUCGACGGCUUCACAGACGAACAAAUUUACUACGAGAUCAAGGAAUUCAACGAGAAGGUGAUGAAAGAAAUUAAGAAAUUCAGUGCAAGAGUAGAACCCGAAUUACCGAAUGUGAAAAGAGUUCCUGAGAGUGAUAAUAGUGAACAAAGCGAGUCACAAGAAAAGGUCAAAGACAAUGAAGACUUGGGAUAUAUGGACGAGGAGAUUGAUAUUAAUAAGAUGAACGACGACCUUGACGAUCUUGAAAAUGUUAUUGAAGAGAAUGAAAAGAAUCCACAAAUGGAAGAAGACGACGAACAUGAAGAUGAAGACGACGAUGAAGAGGACUUGAUUAACCCAUCACAUCUGAGAGAUGGCAAAGAAAAGAAUGACUUUGAGAAACAAAAGGAACUGAUUAAGAGCAAAAUCACUAAAUUAGAAGAGGAGAAUUUGAAGAAAAAACACUGGUCGAUGCUUGGAGAGGUUGCCGCGUAUGACAGACCCGCAGACUCUUUGGUCGAGUUGGAUAUCGACUUCAAAAACACGAACCGCCCCCCUCCUCAAAUGACUCAACAACAAACAGAAAGCUUGGAAGACAUGAUUAGAAGACGAAUUAAAGAACAAACGUGGGACGACGUGAUUCGAAAGAAACUUGUCGAAAAGAACGAGAAGGAGGAAUUCGAAGUGGACCAAGAGAAGGAUCAGAUGGGUCUCGGAGAGUACUACGAUAACAAAUAUCGCAAAGAGAUCUUCGGCGAUUUUGAGAAGGACAAAGAACUCGGAAAGGAGAAGAAAGAAGUGAUGGAAGAGUUCAAUAAAGUGAUGAAACUCCUUGAGCAAUUCACAUCGAGUUAUAAGAUUUGA
This is a messenger RNA of Entamoeba invadens IP1, 990 nucleotides long. Its product is annotated as U3 small nucleolar ribonucleoprotein mpp10, putative. The transcript has 2 exons. NCBI's taxonomy places the organism in Eukaryota, Evosea, Mastigamoebida, Endamoebidae. Gene Ontology annotation, biological process: rRNA processing. Bases 1 to 990 code for a protein of 329 amino acids. The record is from RefSeq and is a predicted model, not a curated record. Gene Ontology annotation, cellular component: sno(s)RNA-containing ribonucleoprotein complex; Mpp10 complex; nucleus.